Messenger RNA from Dovyalis caffra, 192 nucleotides. The record is from the annotation of a GenBank genome assembly. NCBI's taxonomy places the organism in Eukaryota, Viridiplantae, Streptophyta, Magnoliopsida, Malpighiales, Salicaceae.
AUGCCUGUGGUGGAGAGCAAUUACCUUGAGAGAAGACCAUUGCUUGGGCAGUUGCUUGGGUUUAUCGUCGUUGAAGAAAGGAAAUGGCGAUUGGGGAGAGGGAGAGAGGACGAAGAAGGUGAUCGGGCGACUCGGCAAGACUCAAGAGUGAAGACUCGAGAACGACAAUUUGUGAUGGGCCUACUCGGCUAA